GACGAAAGUUUAUCUAUCGAUUUGACAUGUCUGCUGUAUCUGAAUUGCAUUAGCGACAACAAACACACACGUGCGCGAGCGAGUGACAGAGCGGGAGUGUGAAGCCUGCCCUUGAGCGUUAGUGUGUUACAUGUAAACCAGUGAUGUUCCGCUCGGUGUUGUUGUUGUUAAAGUCCGCGCGAACCGGGAGUGUUGUUCCUGUGAGGAAACCUCAGACCUAUUACUGUCACCUCGCUGUGAGAAAGUUCUCGAAUGUUCCAGACUCUACAGGAGGGGGGGAUGAGCUCCAGUUCGGGGACUGUUCCAGAACAUUCUCCUCCAGGAUGAGUUUCCGGAAGUCUUCUCCGGAGCAGCGCGACGCCAAAUACUCAGAACCGGAAGUGGAGCAGGACGAACCGGACAACUUCCGGUCCAGACCCAAGCGCCGGAGGCGGAACACACCGUACUGGUACUUACUGCAGUGCAGGAAACUGCUGAAGAGAGAGAAGUUAUCGGAGGCGUUGUCUCUGUUUGAGGACGAGAUGCUGAAAGAGGAGCGUCUGCAGCCGGAGGAGUAUAACUAUACUGUACUGAUCGGAGGAUGUGGACGAGCCGGAUACAUUAAGAAAGCCUUUAAACUCUACAACGAUAUGAAGAAGCGCGGUUUGGAGCCGUCGGCCGCGGCGUACACGGCCCUGUUCAACGCCUGCGCGCAGUCGCCAUGGAAACAGUCGGGCCUGGAGCAGGCGCUGAAGCUGCGUCAGGAGCUGCGCAGGAAGAACAUCCCUCUUAACGCCAUUACCCAUCAUGCACUGCUAAAAACCCUGGCGCGGGCCGGAGACCUGAGGGCGUGUCUGCAAGUGCUGCGGGAGAUGCUACAAAGUGGACAGGCCGUCACACAAGAGACGUUUCAUUACUUGCUGAUGUGCUGCGUGGAGGACAAGGAGCAGGGCUUCAGACUGGCACUGCAGGUUUGGCACCAGAUGCUAAGCGCCGGUAUUAAACCAGACGUCCAGAACUACAACAUCCUUCUGCGUGCUGCAAGGGAUUGUGGGAUCGGCGAUCCCGCCUUAGCGUCCCGAUUACUUCUGAGGGGGCGGGACGAGUCUGCCCCGAUGCUCCCGGCUCGGACGAGGGGUCGGAGGUCGAGGCCGAGCGAGGAGGAGAAGGAGGAGGCGUGUCUCCCGCGGUUGUUAGACGUAGACGUGUUCGAGAGCCGCGUGCUGCCUGACACACAUCUGACCCUCGACUCCGACUCGACUCUGACACAACCCGACGCUUCCUCGCCAUCCUGUCUGUCUUCCACGUUAAAAUCACCGCCGGUCCCAAACCUGCUGGACCCGAGCACCUGUCAGUCAGACGUGGUCGCCUUGGCGACGGUGAGCACGGCGUCCGACAGGCUGGCGCUGAUCGGAGACCUGGACGGCUUCCUGAGCAAAAUGUACAGCGACGGAUUGAAGCCCAGCGUCAAGACCCUCACGCUGUUGGCGGAUGUGACGGAGCCCGGCGUCCAAUCGGCGCACAGCCUGAUCGGUGCGGCAGAAGAGGGCGGAGUCAAGCUGGACGUGGGUUUCUUUAAUACGCUGAUCAGGAGAGCGGCUAAAGCCGGAGACGUGGAUGGAGUCAAGGCGGUGAGAGCGUUGAUGCUGGACAGUAAGUUGCGUGUAAACGCUCAGACAUUCUGCUGCCUGGCUCUGGCCUGUCGCUCACACGAGGACGCGCUGCAGCUCCUCACCGACAUGGAGACGUGCGGCGUGGCGGUGAACGCUCACGUGUUCAGCGCUCUGAUUGGUCAGGCUGCGCGGCGUCUGGACUACGUCUGGCUGCACGAGCUGCUGCAACAGAUGCACCAGAUGCAGGUUUCACCCAAUGACAUCAUCAUCAAACAGCUGGAGUUCGCCGCUCAGUACCCGCCCAAUUACGACAAGUACAAGUCGAAGAACACAUACUUGGACAAGAUCGACGGUUUCCGUGGUUUCUAUAAACAGUGGCUGGAGUUCAUGCCCGCGCAGGAGACGCCACACCCGUGGGAGAAAUAUCUCCAGCCCAAGACGGAGUCGAGGAGCGAGUCGUUAGAGAGCAGAGAUAAACCGAGUCAGAUCAGCUGAUUCACUAAAUGUAGAGAAAUAAUAAACGUUUAUUUUCUUGUCUUCACAACAUGUGACUUUA
This is a messenger RNA of Clarias gariepinus (North African catfish), 2148 nucleotides long. It is a transcript of the gene ptcd1, whose product is annotated as pentatricopeptide repeat domain 1. NCBI's taxonomy places the organism in Eukaryota, Metazoa, Chordata, Actinopteri, Siluriformes, Clariidae. The record is from RefSeq and is a predicted model, not a curated record. Gene Ontology annotation, cellular component: mitochondrial matrix. Gene Ontology annotation, biological process: tRNA 3'-end processing. Gene Ontology annotation, molecular function: tRNA binding; protein binding.